GCUGCAGCCCGGGGUCGCGCGGCCGGAGCUGUCCGAGGUGCUGACCGUCCCGCCCGCGCAGUGCGCGCCCUCCCGCGCCGGACCCGCCGAGUCCCGGCCGCCCUCCCGUCCUCCGUCUGCCUGUCUUUCUCUCUUAAUCCAGGGGCGUAGCGGCUGGAGGAAAUCAUGGUGUUCGCUCCAGGUGAGAAACCUGGAAAUGAGCCCGAAGAGGUGAGACUGCAGAAUGCCAGCAAACAGAUCGUGCAGCACGCCAUCCUGCAAGCUGUGCGACAAGUCUCCCGGGAGAGUCGGACCAGCGACAACCGGGGCAGCUUCCAGCUGGGCGUGGGGGAGUUAACUAAGAAACAUGAAAAGAAGUAACACAGUGGAUUUGGCUCUUGUCAUAUGCUUGGUUUCCAGCCUUCCUCUUAGCAUAGGACGCGUUGCCAAAAUGUUGCCAAUAAAGCAAACCAAAGUGUCACUGGCACCUAGCAGUAGAACGAAUUCGCACUAGCCGCCGGCUGAGAAGCACUGUUUUGAAAAAGUGCAUUAGAUGAUUCUGUUCAUAUUUAUGCAGCGCUUCUGAAACACAGUGGGGCCAAACAUGACACUGUCAUUGCAAAAGUAGUUUUCAGCCCAGUUUAUUUUUAAAG
Molecule: messenger RNA, 632 nt
Organism: Propithecus coquereli (Coquerel's sifaka)
Lineage: Eukaryota; Metazoa; Chordata; Mammalia; Primates; Indriidae
Gene: AKAIN1
Product: chromosome unknown open reading frame, human C18orf42
Exons: 2
Coding region: 166-360 (64 amino acids)
Source: RefSeq, a predicted model, not a curated record